Molecule: messenger RNA, 1044 nt
Organism: Lathyrus sativus (Indian pea)
Lineage: Eukaryota; Viridiplantae; Streptophyta; Magnoliopsida; Fabales; Fabaceae
Source: the annotation of a GenBank genome assembly
AUGUCUCAAGUAAUUAUCAACGACAACGAAGUUGACAUUGUGAUCAGUGCAUUGCACUCUGACCUAACAACUUUUAUGAAUGAAUGGAAGCCAGUUUUCUCCCGUUUCCACCUGAUAAUUGUCAAAGAUCCAGACCUCAAUGGAGAACUCAAAAUUCCUGAUGGAUUUAACGCAGAUGUCUAUACAAAAUCUGAAAUUGAGCAAGUGGUGGGUUCCCCCACUUCUCUUCGCUUCUCUGGCUACGCUUGUAGAUAUUUUGGCUUUCUAGUUUCAAAGAAGAAGUAUGUUGUCUGUAUUGAUGAUGAUUGUGUCCCGGCAAAAGAUGAUGCGGGUAACUUAGUAGAUGCUGUGGCUCAGCAUAUUGUGAACCUCAAGACUCCUGCCACUCCAUUCUUCUUCAAUACACUAUAUGAUCCAUUCCGUAAGGGUGCGGAUUUUGUUCGCGGCUAUCCAUUUAGUCUGCGGAGUGGGGUUGAUUGUGCUCUGUCGUGUGGACUUUGGCUCAAUCUGGCGGACCUUGAUGCACCAACACAAGCUCUCAAGCCAACACAGAGGAAUUCACGUUAUGUAGAUGCAGUUCUGACUGUUCCUGUGAGAGCCAUGUUGCCAGUGAGUGGAAUCAACAUUGCCUUUAACCGAGAAGCAAUUGGUCCGGCAUUAGUCCCGGCUUUGGUUUUGGCAGGAGAAGGAAAACUGAGGUGGGAAACUGUGGAAGAUAUAUGGUGUGGAUUGUGUGUGAAAGCUAUAUGCGACCACCUAGCCCUUGGUGUGAAAAGUGGGUUGCCAUAUGUUUGGAGAACCGAAAGAGGCAAUGCCAUAGACAGCUUGAAGAAAGAAUGGGAAGGGGUGAAAUUGAUGGAGGAUGUUGUUCCUUUCUUUCAGUCUGUAAGGUUGUCACAAUCAGCUAUCACUGUAGAGGACUGCGUGGUCGAGAUGGCCAAAUCAGUGAAGGAACAACUUGGGAAGGUGGAUCCCAUGUUUUCGCAGGCCGCUGAUGCUAUGGAAGAGUGGGUCAAGCUCUGGAAGUCAGUUGGAUCUGCUUGA